This is a messenger RNA of Seminavis robusta, 1272 nucleotides long. The record is from the annotation of a GenBank genome assembly. Lineage: Eukaryota; Bacillariophyta; Bacillariophyceae; Naviculales; Naviculaceae.
AUGAUGUCGUCUCGAGCCAUCAUCGCAGCCACUGCUCAUGUGAAGAGCCUUCGUCUUGUGACACGAGGACAGCAACGACAGCAGUUCUUGUUGACCGUAUCAUCACAGCAACCAUUACUGCGUUCCUACUCUACCACCUUUGCGUGCCUCAAGAAACGCAAGGACGAUGACGAUGACGACGAUGAAAUCAUUACCAUGAACACGGAAAUGUCGGAAGAAGAAGCUCGACAACUGAUUGACGACGAACUAGCGAAAAUGGAGAAGGAACACGCCGAUAAGUUCGCCGUGGCACCAGAAGAUUGGAAACCAGGAAUGCGCAAGCGGAAAUUAGUGGUGGGCCGUAAUCUCGAAGAUUUUGAGCGAGAAAUCUUUCCCGAUCGAUUCGCCGCCAAAUGGACCUUGCGAGAUAAACGCUGUGGCGCCUUGGCCAUUAAAGUGGGCAUGCUGCCUGUCUGGGAUCCCGUCUGGGGUGAACGACACGCCUGUACUUUGCUAUAUGUCGACAACAAUGUAGUGUUGGGACACAAGACCAUGGAGCAAAAUGGAUACACGGCAGUACAGGUGGCUGCAGGACAACGAAAACGAAAAAAUGUCGGUAAAAGCAUCCUGGGACAGUACAAGGGAUUGUUGCAGUACGAUCCAACCGAAAAUCCACCCUUUCUAGUACGAGAAUUUCGUGUCACCAAUGAAGAGCACAUGCCACCACUCUUUUCUUGCAUUCAUGCGCGCCAUUUUGUACCUGGACAAAAUGUGGAUAUUUCUGGAAUCUCCAAAGGAAAAGGAUUCCAAGGAGCCAUGAAGCGGUGGGGAUUUGGUGGUAUGCCGGCCACACAUGGAACCUCCAAGUCUCAUCGACACUUGGGAUCAACUGGAGCGUGCCAAGAUCCUGGAAAGGUCUGGAAGGGCAAGAAAAUGGCUGGUCGAAUGGGAGGUGACCGAGUGACGGUUCAAAAUAUGCGCGUUCUCAAAAUUGAUCGAGGACGAAACUUGCUCUGGAUCAAGGGUCAUGUCCCAGGCCAAAAGGGCGGGUUUGUAGAAAUUCGUGACGCCGUCAAGAAACCACUCUGGAAUACCGAUCUAGUAGAAGGAGCGUUGGAUCGACCCCCCUUGCCAACCUAUGAGUAUGCCAACGAUACAUUGGAAGGCACCGAUGAUGAAAUCAUUGAUGGAUCGGGGGCAGCAGGGCACGAACUAUUCAUGCCCAUUGGCAACGAGGAUCCAUUUGAUCCCGAUUACCGACAUACCGUCGAACAACUUCCUGCGGAUGAUUAA